Lathyrus sativus (Indian pea) is the source of this 1422-nucleotide messenger RNA. NCBI's taxonomy places the organism in Eukaryota, Viridiplantae, Streptophyta, Magnoliopsida, Fabales, Fabaceae. The record is from the annotation of a GenBank genome assembly.
AUGAAAAUAGAGAGAAAAGAGAUUAUUGAAGAAGCAAAGAAACAACUAUGGCUAGCAGGACCAAUGAUAUUUGUGUGUGUGUUUCAGAACAGCUUACAAAUGAUAUCUCUCAUGUUUGUUGGACAUUUGAAUGAGGAAUUGCUUCUUGCUGGUGCUUCUUUAGCUAUUUCUUUUGUCAAUGUCAUUGGCUUCAAUGUAAUGAUGGGCAUGUCAAGUGCACUAGACACAUUUUGUGGUCAAGCAUAUGGAGCAAAACAAUAUCACAUGGUUGGAAUCUACACACAAAGAGCAAUGUUAGCUACUACACUUGUUAGUAUCCCCUUAUCAAUCAUUUUGGCAUACUUAAAACCCAUUUUAAUUCUCCUCCAUCAAGACAAAGCCAUUGCAUCCCAAGCUCAACUCUUUGCUCGUUACUCUAUUCCAAGUCUCUCUGCCAAUGGCCUUCUUAGAUGCAUUGUUAAAUUCCUACAAACACAAAACAUUGCUUUCCCUAUGGUGUUUACUAGUGGACUCACUACUUUAUUACAUGUUGUUCUAAGUUGGGUUUUCAUUAUCAAAUUUGGACUUGGUAUUCAAGGAGCUGCUAUUACAAUUUGUAUCUCGAAUUGGAUUAAUGUGUUACUAUUGGUAGUUUACAUCAAGAUGUCGUCUUCUUGUAAAGAUACUUGGGUUGGUCUUUCAAUGGAGUCUCUUCACAACAUUCCUCAGUUUCUCAAACUUGCUUUUCCUUCCGCAGUCAUGGUUUGUUUGGAAUCAUGGACAUUUGAAAUAAUGGUGCUUCUUUCUGGUGCUCUUUCCAAUCCAAAAUUGCAAACUUCAGUGCUUUCUAUAUGUGUAAAUAUAAAUGGUAUGUUCUGGAUGAUACCAUUUGGAGUUAGUGUUGCUGGAAGUACAAGAAUCUCGAACGAACUUGGAGCUGGAUGUCCAAACACCGCAUAUUUGGCAGUAAUAGUAACCUUAUUCAUGGGCUUAGCCUUUGGAGUUCUAGAGUUUGGUUUUCUUAUGUCGGUAUGGAAAGUUUGGGGCAAAGCUUUCAGCAAUGUACGUGAAGUAGUCUCUUAUGUGUCUUCCAUGACACCGAUUGUCGCAGUUGCUGUCUUUGUUGAUUCAUUUCAAACAGCAUUCCAAGGCAUUGCUAGAGGAUGUGGUUGGCAGAAGUUUGGUGCAUAUGUUAACCUAGGAUCUUUUUAUCUUGUGGGAAUUCCUUGUUCUGUUGUAUUUGCUUUUGUCCUCCACAUGAAGGGGCAGGGACUAUUUUUAGGUCUUAUAAUAGCACUUAUUAUUCAAGUGGUGUGUUUUGUUAUAGUCACAUUGCGCACCGAUUGGGAUAAAGAAGCAAAUAAGGCUGCCAUAAGAGUAGGAGGCAAUGGAGUUCAAGUUAAUGCACUUCCACUUGAAGAAAUUAAUGUUACUGAUAAAUAG